Molecule: messenger RNA, 2104 nt
Organism: Limulus polyphemus (Atlantic horseshoe crab)
Lineage: Eukaryota; Metazoa; Arthropoda; Merostomata; Xiphosura; Limulidae
Exons: 10
Coding region: 195-1592 (465 amino acids)
Biological process (GO): endocytosis; autophagy
Cellular component (GO): endosome; autophagosome
Molecular function (GO): guanyl-nucleotide exchange factor activity
Source: RefSeq, a predicted model, not a curated record
GCGUAAGUGUUGUGUGUCUGUAAAUCAGCGAGUUUUUCGACAUAGAAAUAAAAAUGAUGCUGAAAAGGGUAUCACAGUUCAAGCAAGAGUAGUGCUUCUGAUAACCUACUCCAGAGCCAAGUAGAUCCUGACUAGAAGUGUUAUGCUACAUUUCCAGGCACUGUUGCCUGACCUGAUGACCAUUGCUGGGUGUCAUGCUUGAAGCUGUACUGUUAUCAUCAUGGAGUCACAUCAUAGGUCCAGGCUUAUUAGCAUUCUGGACACCAGAAUGUACAGUUAAUGCUAGACGUUUCAGUCAGUCAGAUAUUGGUCUACAUCGUGAUGGCUUGCAGCCCAAUAUCUCCAAAUCUACUACAUUAUCUUCGUCAUUACCCAAUUCGGUACCUAAAAGCUGGUAUAAAAGGGACAGAAAGAAAAGUAAAAAUACACAUAAUGACUCUUCUGUUAAUAGUUUAUUAAACAACUUAAAACUUACUUUUCCAAAUAGUAAUGAUUGUAGAGAGGAAUCAAAAGAGGUUGACCCCCAAUUACUCCACUGUGUUGGGCAGAUAUUACAUGGAGAAUUACAACAAGUUCAUCCCUUGCCUUUACAGAAUGAUAUUUUUAGUCGCCUUCUGAUUACUCCUAACAAUAAAAUUAUUCACUCAACUUGCUUUAAACAGCAUCAGUCUGCAGAAGAGUGGUGGCAAGAUGGCACUCCUGUUUCUCUUGCAGUUGUAUUCAAGAAUGAUAAGGAUCUGGCAAGUCUCUGGCCCAUUCUGACUAUGACUGAUGUAAGAAUGACAAAGAUUGUAAAACUGGUAAAGGAGAAGGGACCAUUGAUUGACCAUUUAGAUUACAUUGGUGAUAUGUUGAACGACUUUUAUCAUACUUUACUUUCUCUAAAACCAUUUAUUGGCCCAUCAGAUGUCAAUUUUUGUGAUGAACAGGAUAUUGAUUCAGCUACAGGAGCUUCCUUGAAGUCUCUAACUCAGAGAGCUAUUAUGUCUCAUUUGCAGACCUGUGGCCACACUGUCGUUGUAGGAACAUCAGAGAGUAGUAUUAAGAAGAUGAUUCUCCAUCUGAAAUUUCUUCUCAACUCACAAGAGAAAAUCUGUUCCUUGAUUACAACAUCUGGAAAAUUAUGUGCAUAUUAUUCAGGAUUAUAUGUGCAAGGAAUUCUGAAGUCUGCUCAAGAUCAGUCAGAUCUCUUAAACAGCAAGUCUCGAUUUACUCUGAUAGAUGUUGCAAGUGAUAUUGUUUGGCAGUCAUGUGGUCUUUCAUCUGCUCACAGUUCCUUACAGCCUGUUAGAGGGGUUGGAAAAUUUGUCCCUGAGUUAAUGGAGGAGAUUUCUCUUCUCACACAUGACAAAGCAAAACAGGAACAUCAUUUAUUGGGAUUUAGGAGACAUCUCCACCUGAAGGCUAUGGUGGUCAUAAAAAUGGUUGAGAAACUGAGGAAAGAAAGCACUUAUAUACAACGUAUACCGUGGAAUACCAUCUUAGGUCUUGAAGACCCAGAAGAUAUCCAGAUCGUGCUAAGUACAGCAGAGAAAAUGAAACCUGGAAUUUUAAACUUAAUAAGUCCUCAUUUUCCAAGGAAGUGUUCCUGAUGUUAAAACUGAAAUAAGUAAAGAACAAAGUCCAAAUCAAAUUCAAACAUUAUUGUCUAUCAAAUGUACAUGCCUAACAGAAGAGAGGUUUUGAUUUCUCUUCUUUGGCCAUGUGAGUAGAUACCGUGUUUGUAUCUGAAAUAACUUUGUACAAAGAAAAAGUUUGCAAGAUAUGCCUGUACAUGUAAAUAGGUUAUAGUUAUGCAAUAUCACUGCACCACUUAAAAGAAUAAGGUGAGAAGUUUAGAUUUUUUAUCUAUACAUGUUCCUUUUAUAAGCAUCAUGUUACUGAUGGAAAUAUAAUUUUAAAACGUUUUGUGAUUUAUUCAUCUGGAAAAAAUCUAUCACAUAAAUGUUACUGUGAUUCAGGGGAAAGUUACUUAAUACAAACUGCUAAGGCUUCAUCUGAAACCAUUUGAUAGUAAAGUGUAUCAUAAAUGUUAAAUAGGAUUCUUUUUUUCAGAUUAAUAAUAAUAAUAAUCGCUCUAAAAGUUAUAAAAUUUGAUAAGAUA